Molecule: messenger RNA, 3145 nt
Organism: Drosophila serrata
Lineage: Eukaryota; Metazoa; Arthropoda; Insecta; Diptera; Drosophilidae
Gene: FucTA
Product: glycoprotein 3-alpha-L-fucosyltransferase A
Cellular component (GO): membrane
Molecular function (GO): fucosyltransferase activity
Source: RefSeq, a predicted model, not a curated record
UCUCACAUGUUUCUAAGAGAUUUAUCAAAGAACAGUACUGAUAAAAACUGCAUUAUCAAGAGCUCAGAAUUUACAGAAAACCCUGUUGGGGAAAUAUAUUUAAAUAAAUAAAAGAGCCGCCCCUUUAAUCGCUUGCAAUAAUAAUAAAAAAACAGUUCCCGCAGGCAGUUCAAGCGAUCAACACGCAUUGAGUGAGAAUCAUAAGCAGUGACGAUCAUCGUUUCAAGAUAAUUAACACGGACAAUUAGUGCUGAAACUCUCAGUUAGAGAUAGAGCAUAGAGAGACAAACAUGACAAACGCCAGCUGAAACGCCAGGUGGAAGACGCUGAAGUCGGUGGUUUGGUGGUACAUCGGUCUCCCCUCCAAUAAAAAAGCACCUUUAGCUUAGAGAGUGUGAUCACCAUGCGACGUCCAAAAAUAUCCCUCAAGAAGUACUUUUAUUUCACACUGAUCUGCGCCCUACUCCUCAUAUUCGGUUUCAAUAUCAAAGAGCACGAAAUAUGGAAGACGCGGAGUCCCCGUUCUGCUCUUAUAACUACACAACAGCAGCAACAGCACCUGCAUCAACUGCAAUCCCUGGAUGAGGAGCAUACACAGGUCACAAGCACCACACCGCCACCAGUAGCAUAUGCCACAUUGGUGCCCGAAAGCAAUUUCAAUCUUGUUGAGGAGCCGGAACGGGCGGAACUCCAGGAUGAGGAGGAUCUGGAGGAGAGCGAAGCGGAUAGACAACAAGAAGCGCCACCGGCUAAGCCUUGGUUCUUUAAGAACGGCGAAUACUAUCCAAAGCCGGCCAAAACCUACAGUAAUCGCAAGGCCAGGAAGCGACAUGCUCCCAGGUUGCACCCCCAUCAGGAUCCUCACUCGGAUCGAAUCACCAAUCAGUUGAUGUAUGUGCCGCACAACUAUGAACAGAUCAAGGCCAGCGGCAAGCUUAAGACCAUCCUGCUGUUCAAUGGUCUCGGUCCCUGGAAUGUGAAAAAGGGUCGUGAUGUCUUCCUAAAAGCAAAGUGUCCGGUGGACACCUGCGAACUGACUGCCAAUCGGGAUCUGGUCAGUACGGCCGACAUGAUCCUGUACAAGGAUCACUUUAUACCCACGGGUAUAAGGAGGCCCAGCAACGCCAAGCAGGUCAGCAUGCUGUACUAUCUGGAGUGUCCGUAUCACACGCAGAAUGUCAAGGUGCCCGAUGCCAUCAAUUGGACGGCGACCUACAGACGUGACAGCACCAUUGUGGCACCGUAUGAGAAGUGGCAGUACUACGACACAAAGGUCCAACAACAGGAGCAGGAUCAAAACUUCGCCGUCAACAAGACCAAGAAGGUGGCUUGGUUUGUUUCCAAUUGUGGGGCGAGAAAUGGCCGGCUUCAUUAUGCCCAUGAGCUGCAAAAACAUAUAGAGGUUGACAUCUAUGGGGCUUGUGGCAACUUCAAGUGUUCCCGCAGCACGGCGGACAAGUGUUUCGAAAUCCUCGACAACGACUACAAAUUCUACCUGGCAUUUGAGAACUCCAACUGCAAGGACUACAUCACAGAGAAAUUCUUUGUGAAUGCCCUGAAUCGUAGGGUUCUGCCCAUUGUGAUGGGCGCCCGACCCGAGGACUACGAGGUGAGUGCACCUCGUCGCUCCUACAUCCAUGUGGAUGAGUUCGCUUCGCCCAAGGAGCUGGCAGAGUAUCUGCACAUCCUCGAUCGCGACGAUGAGUUGUACAACUCGUAUUUCAAGUGGAAGGGCACUGGUGAGUUCAUCAACACGUACUACUGGUGCCGCGUCUGCGCCACCCUGCACAACGAGGAGCAAUUGCGGAAACCGCGAUGGUAUAGUGACCUUAACGAUUGGUGGCGGGGCGCGGGUGUAUGUACGACGGGUUCCUGGCGGAACUUUAAGGCGCGCAAGGAUGUCAUUAGCGACGACUGAGUACGAGUUGAGGAGUCAAUCCAGAUUGUGGGCUUGGCCAUUGCUGCAUAGAUCACACACAUCAUCAUCAUCUUCAGUGAGUCCUUCUUCGCUUCUGAAUUGUUGUUAUUUUGUAGAGGAUAUCAUGGUCACCAUCUCGACUUUUCAUAUUUUGCUAUCACUAUCCCAGGAUGGGUUCUUAGUUGGUUUUGAGAUGGAUAAUUAUAAUAGGUGCAAUAUUUCUAGGUUUAGUUACCUUUGGGUUCAAUAUCCUAUCAUUAAUUUUAAAUUAUAUAUAUUUAAUGGGUUUAUCUUUGUAAAAAGUGUGUGCCAAUUGAUUUAAGUAUCAUUUACCGUGAUUUUAUAACAUAAUAUAACUUGUCUCUCAACUUGUUCUUGUGAAAUUCAAAGCUUUAAUAUAACUUCUAUAACUUUUACCAAAAGUAACAAUAUCGCACCUACUAUAUUUCUAAAUCAAACAAAUAAAACCCAUCCUAUCCUUCGCUAAUCAUCUGUAAAGAGUCGCUUCGUUUUAGCCGGUGUUUUACGUAAAUGUUUUUGUAGUUAGUUAGUAAGUAAAAAAAACGAGAGGAUAAGGAGGAGGUUUAAACACUAGCCCCAUAGACUAAAGAAAGAUCCCCGUGCUGAUCGUUGUAACAUAUACAAUACCAACCAGAGACGCAUAAGAGAAAACCUAGAAACCUAGCCUAUAGUUAUUAUAUACGGAUAUACAAAUGAUAUACAUAGAUCGAUAAUUUAUAUACAUAUAUAGUUGUUUAAACACUAAAAUGCAAGUCCAACAUAGAGCAUAAAAAAUGAGAGGCAAGCAAGUUACAAGUAGUUCGAUAUUAAAUAGCCUAACUGAGCCAUCAGCUAUAUAGUCUAGAUCUUUUGUAAGUGUUUUUUGUAAGCUGCAAUAUUAUAUAUAUUAUUAUUUUGACUGUAUGAUUUUCUUUUAACCUAGUCCUGGCUUUUAGUUGAAACGUUAGCAGCUGUAGUUAGAGCUACUUGAAACGGUUUCCCCCGGCCUGUUGACUUAAACUACUUAAUCUAGAACGGAUUCGCACAAGCCAACAUAUACAUAUAUUUAUAUAUAUAUCUGAUCUAAUACAAAUACAAAUCUGCAUUCCUAUUUUGUCACAAAAUAUCAUACAUUUAUGGCGUAUUACAGACGCUUGCGUGUAUGUUUUUACACAUUUUUUUGUUAGCAAUAUUUGUGUGUAAUUAUUGUGAAAACAUUUAUUUUAU